AUGUUGCGCUUGAAUGCCUAUAAGUUUUUAAUUAGAAGAAAAUCAAAUGAAGCAAUAGACUCUUUAAUAACUUUCUAUUUUUAUUCCAGUGAACUCGAUACAACGACAGCAGAUAGCGAACUUGAAUCAAGUGCACUAUCAACAUCAAUUUCUAAUAAAAGUUUUAAUCGAAGUACAAGCAAUCCAGAUUUAUCUCCAUCAUCGAUCAGUAAUAAAUCGUUCUCAACGUCGUUAUUAACAACAUUUAAUGGAACAAUUAAUGAUGAAGAUAAUUCCACGUUUGUUGUUAAAGUCUAUCGCAGUGAUCAGUCGUACAAAUAUUUUCCCGUGCUUAAAGAUACAACCGCUAAACAAGUUGUUAUGCUGGCUAUAACUGAAUUUAGUAUUGUCGAUCAAAGCAGGUAUUAUUCAUUGUGUGAAGUCUCUGUGGAAAAUAAUGUUAUCAAACAAAAACGUCUACCAGAUCAUAUUGAUAAUUUACCUGAACGUCUUCCAAUAAAUGCUCGUUACUAUCUAAAAAAUAAUCUUUCAACUGAAACUCUUGUGCCGGAUCAUUUAUCGAAUGAAUUCAUACGUGAAGCACGUAUUCAUUUUCUUCAAUUAGAUGCUCUGGAAGUUUGUGCACAAUUAACAUUAAGAGAUUUUUCUAUGUUUAAAUCAAUUCAAGCAACAGAAUAUGUUGAUCAUAUAUUUAAAGUAAAAUCACCGUAUGGUAUACCACAUCUAGAGAAAUUUCUUCGACUACCCAACGAAGAAACGUAUUGGACUAUUACUGAGAUCAUACGGGAAACUAAUUUACUGCAACGAUCAAAAGCGAUUAAACAUUUUAUUAAAAUAGCAAAAUCCUGUAAAGAUAUGAAAAAUUUUAAUUCGAUGUUUUCAAUCGUCAGUGGACUUGAUCAUAAAACUGUUCAACGUUUACAAGCUACAUGGGAACGCGUACCGGAAAAAUAUAAAAAAUUAUUUGAGGAACUUAAAUCACUACUUGAUUUAUCUCGAAAUAUGUCUGUCUAUCGCAACUUAUUAAAAAAUGACUUAAUUGUACCACCUAUCAUUCCCAUGUUUCCAAUUUGUAUGAAAGAUUUAACAUUUAUUAAUUUGGGCAAUCAAUCAGACGAUGAUAAUUUGAUUAAUUUUGAAAAACUUCGUAUGAUUGCAAAAGAAAUUCGCUAUAUAAUGAAUAUGGCAUCAUCACCAUAUGACAUGUCAAAUAUGUUUGAUUCGCCCACAUCUCAUUCGCAAGUUUUCGCUGGUUUUGGUCAUCAAACAAUAGCAGAUUCAUUUGGAACAAUGCGGCGGCAUCAUACAGGCACUCGUUUAUCUGCUUCUGCGAAUGCUAAACGAAUUUAUGAUGAAGCUUUAAUGGUCAAAAAAGUGAAAGCAUAUUUGAAUAAUGCUGAAAUAAUUGAGGAUGAAGAUCGUUUAAUUGCAUUAGCCAAUCAAUGUGAACCUGCUGCUACACUUAAACGACGUCCAUCUCCUUCAACUUCGAGUUUAUCAUCGAAUUCAUCUGGUGACCGUCGUACUGGCACCAUACAAUUAACGAAAUUUGGCACACAAUCACCGGACGCUGUGAAUAAAUUACUUCGUCUAUCGGAUAGUAGUCAUCAGACAAAAGCUCGAGCACCAAUAAAACCAAAUCCUAAUUCAAGCAGUUCAAUUUUUCGAAACACAUCGCCAUUAAGAGGCAAUCCGAUGGCAUCAACAGCGCUAACAUCAGUUAGUGAAACAACCCAAAGUAAUAGCCGUCGCCAUCAACAUAUGAAUAAAAUGCGUGAUGCAAAUAAAUUAACGAGUGAAAGUUCAAGUCUAAAUUUUAAACCAGUAUCAUCAACAGUUUAUGUUCGAUCGCAGAUCACAUCAAAUCCAAAUAACAAUGAUUUACCUAAAAGUACUGAUUCAGGAAAUGUUAGUCCUCAUUCAACAGAUACAUAUAUUGGUAGUGAGAAAAGUGAAAAAUUCAUUAAUAGUUUAAUAUCUGAUGAAUAUUCAUCGAUGAAAAAUCGACACAAUUCAAUGUCAAAAAAUCAACAUAAUGACGAUCCAAGACCGAUAAUAAUACGUAAUUGGAUGCAACGAUCGAAAUCUCAAACUGAAAUAAAUGCGCAUCCAGAAGAACCACCUGUCGACUACGACGAUGCUGAACAAGUAACAGCAGUUUAA
Messenger RNA from Rotaria socialis, 2163 nucleotides. The record is from the annotation of a GenBank genome assembly. Lineage: Eukaryota; Metazoa; Rotifera; Eurotatoria; Philodinida; Philodinidae.